UUGAACUUCCAUCAACUUUUGAUUUUUAAAUGGAAACCUAUACUAAAAACUUCAUAACGUAAUACAAAUAUUCUAUUUAUGAAUUUCCACGUUGAAAUUUUCAGUCUUCGUUUGCAGAUAAUUAAAUUGGCAUAGCCUUUCCAUUUAUAAAGUACUAAGGUAGGUACUCAUAAUUUACGAGUUAUAUCAUAACUUAUAGAAAUUAAUUAUCCUAAUUCCAAUGUAAUUUCCAUUACAUUUUCAUUCCUGGACACAAUUCUAACGAAAUUACGUGACUCGUAUUACAUAUUUUCGUUACGCUAUUACACCCAAAGCAGCCGUCUUCUAACACGAUUAAAGAUAAAAUUAAUUCUUUAAUCGUGUCAAUGAAUCAUUGACAAUGAUUCAUCAUUAUUGGACUCAAAUUUAACACACAUUGCUGUGACUUACUCAAUGAUGAAGUACACUCAACAUCUACUGAGGUCGGCCACCCUAGCAGAGAGGAUAAUCUACAACUGACAUUGCUGUUUGGUUUUGGUGAGGUGUUACAAAAUACACUAAAGAUAUUGAUUCUAACUUCUAUAUUCGAUGGAUCGUUAUUUAAACAACUAGAAUACGUAUUGAAAAAUAUCUAUUGAUCCUGAAAUUAAUGUAAUGGCUGAUAAAAUGAAGAAGAAAGAUCUAGAUAAUAUAAUAAAAGAUGGAUUUUCUUGGAAAACAAUAGCAGGAUACCACAUACCAUAUAUAAUGCGUUUAGUUAAUGGUAAACAUUUGAAAUUUGUAGCUACUCGGAUGGCUGAAUAUGAACUACUUAAAAAAUAUUUACAUAAUAUACAUUCUUAUAUUUAUACUUCAUGCACACCAGUGAUAGCUUAUGUGAUCACUGAUUCGGAGGCGAAGAUAUUAAAUUACAUAAACGAAACACAUUAUGGAAAUGGGAAAGAUUUUCAAUUCUUGGCAGGAAUAGAUUAUAUCGUCCUUUUAGAAGAUAUUCAUAACUUUUAUUUAUUCAUAGACAUAUGUUAUAAAAAAUUAAAGUGCAACAUUACUUCAGGUUACAAAGACAAAUGCGGUUUUGUACGUAUUGACUCUGACCCUUACUCCUGUGUACCAUAUUGUACUCAAAAUGGCCAAAAAUAUUUGCCUUUAUUCUACUUUGAAGGAGAUACAGAAAAUCUUAUACAACGAGCUGUAAAAUUAGAAAAUUGGAAUUUGGCCUAUCUCAGGUUCUGUUGGAAAAUUCAUGGUGUUAAAGCUGAGUUUUUUGCUGGUGACUCUUGCUUAGUGAUCAGCCUUGAUGAUAUCAAAAAUUUGUAUCCACCAGAAACACAUUUUGAGGAUAUUUGGCCAACUAAAAUGGCUAAUUCACAUCUCUCAACUAAUCAGAAGUCUUUCCAGACCAAUCCACCAGGUUCCUGGUUCAAAAUAGUCCCUGAUAAAAAUACUAUUUCUCACACUUCAACAGCAACAGUACCAAUCAUUCCACACAGUACGCAAGUGAAGAAGAACCAAAUGCAACAACAACAGAAGCAGCAACAACAACAACAAAUAAUAACUACUCCGCAAAUUCAAGCACAAGAAAAUAAUUCAAAUAAUACUCCAUACAAGAUCCAAAUGGCAGCACUCGAAGGGAAAACUAUCCACUGCAUAAAUGCCAAACCUUGUAUAUAUUCGGAUUGGAUGGUGACCUUAAAGGACGUUGUUUGGAUGGUGUUGCCUUCGUGCAAUGUUGCAAAAUGCGCUCACGUCCUGCACACUUACUUAAAAACGACAAUAUUAUUUGGGAAUUCUGAACAGUUGACCGUGUUGAGAGAGAAUGGACUCAUUCGGUCAAUGAACCCCGGAGAUACACCGAUGGCCAUGUUGAAAGACAUCACGCUAGUGUUACCACGGUUAAAGACAUUUGUGUUAAUGCAAGAUAAAGAAAUAAACCAAUACCAAUCUGCAGGUGGACCUUGCAAGUGACAACAUAACAGCUAGGAAUUGGCCGGGCCCGGGGGAAGCCGGCCGACUGUCCGAAGCCAUGUAAACUUUUAAAAUAGUUAAUUAAUUAGUUGUUUAUAUUUAACUUUUGUAUUGACCAAAA
This is a messenger RNA of Metopolophium dirhodum (rose-grain aphid), 2065 nucleotides long. RefSeq lists its product as uncharacterized. The record is from RefSeq and is a predicted model, not a curated record. NCBI's taxonomy places the organism in Eukaryota, Metazoa, Arthropoda, Insecta, Hemiptera, Aphididae.